AUGAACAGCAGGUUAAGAACUCCUGCUAGAACAAGACGUGCUGGCUUACAAUUUCCAGUAGGUCGUAUCCAUCGUUUUCUACGAGAAGGCAAAUACGCUGAUAGGAUCGGCGCACGAGCUCCAGUCUAUUUAGCUGCAGUUAUGGAAUAUUUAGUCACGGAAAUUCUUGAAUUAAGUGGAAAUGCUGCUCAUGAUAAAAAAAGACACAGAAUUUCCCCACGUCACUUACAACUAGCGAUUCGAAAUGAUUAUGAGUUGAACAAUCUUCUAUCAAAAGUGACAAUACCUCAAGGCGGUGUUUUACCUUACAUUGUCCAAUUUCUGUUUUGA
This is a messenger RNA of Clunio marinus, 330 nucleotides long. The record is from the annotation of a GenBank genome assembly. NCBI's taxonomy places the organism in Eukaryota, Metazoa, Arthropoda, Insecta, Diptera, Chironomidae.